Phaeodactylum tricornutum CCAP 1055/1 is the source of this 2507-nucleotide messenger RNA. NCBI's taxonomy places the organism in Eukaryota, Bacillariophyta, Bacillariophyceae, Surirellales, Neidiaceae. The record is from the annotation of a RefSeq genome assembly.
CUCGUUCGUGCAGGAUUCUGUCAACAAUCUCGCGUUCGUCACGGUAGCUGUCAGCAUCUGUCAUCGACGAUCGUUCACUUCCGAGUCCGUUUUCGGCUUUGAAGCUUUCAGCAUUUCACCAAAGAUCCUCCAUUUGUCCCCUACGAAACACUCUUGGUGGUUACGUUUCUAUCCUUCCAACAGAGAAGCGCUUGCUACGCAAUCUGUAAUAGCUCCGUUUCCAGGCAGAACACUUUCGACUGUGAGUUGUCGGGAUCUAUCGACGGACGGAAGGAACAUACAUGCACGUAUCGCAUUUACGUAUCAAAUACACGUAUCGCAUACACGCACCCGUCGUCGACACGAAAAGGAUGAACGCGUUUACUACGGGACCGGAGUCAACUGCUGCCGACCGCCACAACAGACGCGCCACGGGAAUUUCUUCCGAGGCAGAAGAACGCCGGAUGGAAACCUUGGAAAUCAUGAACACACCAGUCGAAAACGAUGCGGAAGAGGAGGAGAACGAUAUCGAAGAAGCUCCGGCGCCCGUUGCCGGAUGGAGAUUCUGGUGGAUCUUUGCCAGGUUUCCGCUGGGUCUGUUCCUCGUUAACACAAUCCUUCUCGCUUUAAUCACCCUAUACAAUCCACAAUACUUUGCGUCGAGUUUCAUGGGAAACUUGACCGACGACUUUAGUUCCGACGAGGGAAGGGAUCUCUGGCGUGUGCUGUUCACAGCGCUCAAAAUGAUCAAACACGGGAUGGCGGCCCUCAUAGCUUGCCUGAAUGCUGUUGUUCUGUACUGGUUCACAGUACGUCUCAAGAAGGACAUGGAAUUGCUUGCGCAAAAAGCUCAACAAGAAGAGCCUCAUGGACUGCCAGUUGCAAUCGAGAAUCCGAGUAGGACAAGAACGGCACCGUCGCCAAAUUCGGGCUGGGGCUGCAACGAACUGGACCUGGUGCACGCUCGAGUGGCCCAAAAGAUAGACUCAUAUCUACUUCGGGACCCGGCGCGACAACCGACCGUCCCCAUUUUGGUCAGCCUGUUGUACCUACUGACGGCACUCGCAGUGACGGCUUGCCUGACUGCACUAUCACUUUUAAUAUUUUUGUACAGCUCCGAAGGAUCUUACAUAUACUCGGAGAGCAUCACCUCACAGUCGAAUGAUACAGUGGAAUUUGACACAGUGGGAUUUGAGACCGACUGGAUGGAAAAUAUCCCGCAAGAGUUACAGGAAUGGGCAAGCCAGAGACUUACAGAAUGUGCUGGCCCAUCAUACAUUCAUAUGAGUGACGGAACUACUUACUUUCUCGGUAGAACGGCCCAAAAAGAAGACGAUGAUAGUGAAUUUUGUAUAUAUUCUGACUUUGAAACGCUGAUUGCGGCCAACACAGAUGGAAAAGUUACCGUGUACGGUCAAUUCAGCACACUCCAUAGCUUUGUUAGCGUUUCGGAAGAGCCUGGUGAAAGAUCCAGUUCAUUCUGUUUCCUCUAUACGGAGUUUGCUGGACACGACGACGAGGAAAGAUAUGAAUACAAAAAGCAAGCAGUUGCAUGUGUGACAUCAGAUGAAGAUAAAAGUCAGGGAUUUCGAAACACAACUCUUCUAACCAGUGACAAAUGGAGUGGGAUUGGAUCGUCCACUGGCAAAGCUCACGAUGGAAAAUACUGGAUUCGGCUGCUCAAGUAUGAAAAUUUUGAGAACGGGACAUUCUAUCAAGAGGUUUUGCAAAUCAUACAGCUGAACCCGCAAUCGAUGGUCCAUACUAUAAUUGCAAAUUCAACUCUCUUUGACGAUUUUCAUCAACCCUUGAUGAUCGAAGAUAGCAGAGGCUUCUGCUGGACUAGCGGCAUUGGGUACCUUGCUGCCGUAAUAUCUCUGUUUCUUUUGGCGCUGGUGCUCCUACUAUUCAUCAAGACAAAGUCGGGAGCAGGUUGCUUGGCGUUGUCUAUCUUUGCAGUCCGACUUUGGCUGGAAGAAACUUGGCUAGACGAAACUUGGCUAGACAUGCUGAGUCCAGUAUUGCUUGUUUUUACAUUCAUAUGCUUGUGCACGGCAUCACUCAGCCUUGCCGUCCGAGAGAUGUUGCUAUGGGGAAUGUAUAGCGUCAUUGUGGUGCAAUUGGUUUUAGCUAUUGUGAAUCGAGAAUUUCCGGUAAUGGGGACUAUUGGACUAGGUAUGGGCCUCGCGCUGGACCAUCCUGUACUUCAGCUGGGUGGGUGGAUCGGAGCGCCUUUAUCGGUUUGUAUUCUCUUGUACUAUGCGAUAGUCGGCUUUUUCGGCGACAUUUACGGUUUCUACAUGUCCAUUGGCUACCUCUAUGGUCGACAUUUGGCACUGGUGAUGCUUGCAUACACGCCUGUUAGUGUAAUUAUUGGUUGCGGGAUGGUGACGGCAGGCCCUCAUGUUUCAAGGUAUCGUGCAAUCUUGUUGUUCUACCUGAGGCGCUACUGGCGAUCUCUUCGUGUCAAACUGCGGAGGCGAAGUCGGCCUCAAAGCAGUAACGGCAAAAUGGGCUAGUUCACAUAA